Molecule: messenger RNA, 1461 nt
Organism: Babesia bigemina
Lineage: Eukaryota; Apicomplexa; Aconoidasida; Piroplasmida; Babesiidae
Exons: 4
Coding region: 1-1461 (486 amino acids)
Source: RefSeq, a predicted model, not a curated record
AUGCGGUCGUCACUGGAGUCACUGAUUUGCGAUGCCCGCAGCCGUCGUAAAAUAGAGGAUCGGCCCGUGUUUUUGACUGUGCUAUCGCAACCAUCUACCGCGUUUGUCGACCUGUUGUUCGCUAUCUUCAAGCACGGCGGCGUCGCAGUUUCGGUGCUCCCAGUGUGCUUCUCGCUUUUGCGCAGCAGGCUGGCGACCAGCGACCCUACGUGCUUCGAGAAGCAUAUAGUGGACAACUGGAGGUCCAUGAUCGUCGAAGCUUGCAGCGACGUCGUGGUGACCACGCGUGACUACUACCCACUGCUUUCGCCAGUAUGUCGGGAGCUAACUGUGCCUCUGCAUGUGUUGGUUCGGGCUCCCAGCGUCAUCUCCGCAUCCGAAUUCGAUGCAGCUAUGCGUGCGGGCCACGGUUAUUUCGACCUGAUGGAUACCCCUAAUACCAGCUCCGAAGUCCCUGAAGACGCGUCGCAGCUGCUCGGGAACUGUGAACGUGAAUGGUCGUUGCUGCACGUGUUUUCUGAGAUAGGCUCGUGCAACGGAAAGGUUGUUGCCCACACGAGGGCCACGUUGGAUGCGGAGGGCGAACGUGUUAGAAAUGUGUUUUCCAUCGGCGCGAACGACCAGGUGCUGAACUGCCUCUUUCCACACGAAUGCGGUUUCAUUAUGUACGGAGUGUUACAACCUAUACACGUUGGAGCCAGGGCCCACUACCCUCUAGUAGUGCCACCUGUAUCUCGAUACAGUUCCUUGAAACCGCAGUUCCCACUCACGCUUCGCCGUGACCUUCGUGAGACUGUGACCCUCUCUCUGGCGCAGUCGGUCUUCGAAUACGUUCGUUGCAGCCGCUGCAGCCCGAGCGUUCUUCUGUGCGGCCCCGAAAUGUUGAGGUACCUGCUGGAGUUUAUCAGUUGCGGAGAGCUUUCGGCAUCCGAGCGCCGCUCGUACCUCGGUCACUGGGCUGGCGUGGACCGUAUUUACGUAAUCGUGGACGCGUCGCAGUUGGAUUCCGGGUCAUUGAUUGAGACUGUGACCGCGUUUCUGAAGGCGACCUCACUGACAGCAUCCGUGACUCAGCUGUACACGUUGCCCGAGGUUGGCGUUGUGGCACAUAGGGACCUACGUGCCCCCCAUUCCACCCCCAUAGCCAUGCCAGGCUGCGCUAUUAUUGAACACGGUUCCAACUUCACUAUAACCGCUCGAACCGGCUCUGUAUUCCAGUCGUACUUGGGACGUCAGCACGCGACAAAGUGCGCAUUCGUCAAUGGUGAAUUGCGGCUGAAGUUCCGGAUGCCCGUUGAAUCCACUCCGCUGCUGCCUCGUCACCUGGAGUACGUGACGUACUUCAAGCGUCGUCGGGAGCGCAUGUCGCGGUAUCCGCAGGGCUACAUAAAGCAGGUGCCCGUCCGCACUCAGUUUUGGGGCAACUACACAGGGCGCAAGCGGCACCCGUCGGUGCUAUAG